Fragaria vesca subsp. vesca is the source of this 1151-nucleotide messenger RNA. RefSeq lists its product as uncharacterized. The transcript has 4 exons. NCBI's taxonomy places the organism in Eukaryota, Viridiplantae, Streptophyta, Magnoliopsida, Rosales, Rosaceae. The record is from RefSeq and is a predicted model, not a curated record. The coding region runs from base 184 to 831 and encodes 215 amino acids.
CGUUUAGGCCUCUGCCUCUCUCUCUCUCUCUCUCUUCCUCGCUCUGCAAUUUCAUCUGAGACAAAAGUAACUCCCUUCUGUGUAAUUUUGGCUCCCAUUGGAGGUUGCAGUACACCAGCAUUACCUCUAUCACAUUUCUCAAGACAACCCAGUUCAGUAACAUUUUGAGCUUUGAGAAAGAAAAUGGACACAACAAUGUUGGUACCGCCAUGGCUAGAGGAGUUGCUGACCUCGUCGUUCUUCACCAUCUGCCGAACCCACGGCGACGCAGCCAGGAGUGAAUGCAACAUGUUCUGCUUGGACUGCGGUGGAGAUGCAUUUUGCUUCUACUGCAGGUCUUCCAGACACAAAGACCACCAAGUGAUCCAGAUAAGGAGGUCUUCUUACCAUGAUGUGGUGAGAGUUUCGGAGAUACAGAAGGUUCUGGACAUCAGUGGGGUUCAGACCUAUGUGAUAAACAGUGCCAGAGUUCUGUUCUUGAAUGAGAGGCCUCAACCGAAAGCUGGAAUCAAAGGAGUCCCCCACAUUUGUGAAAUCUGUAGCAGAGGCCUCUUGGACCCAUUUCGAUUCUGCUCUCUGGGUUGUAAGCUUGUGGGAAUAAAGAGGAAUGGGGAUGCCAACUUUACAUUGGAGGCAAGGAAUGAAGAGGGAAAUGGAAAUGGAAGAAGAGAAGGGAUAACAUCAUCAACAACAAGGAGAGUGACAAUGGGGGAGGAAGAGUUGCGUGAAGGCUCACAACAAGACAUGUACCCGGACACGCCUCCACCACCUCCUUCUUCAACUACAAGGAGAAGGAAAGGCAUUCCUCAUAGGGCACCAUUUGGGACAUAAAACCUAAAAACCAAAUUUGGAGCAAAUUUAGCCCUCUUUCAAAAUUCAAACAAACGUAUAUUAAUUUAUUUUCAACUCUUGUUUAUGCAGAAAACCCAGUUUUAUUUUUCUUUUUUUUCUUUUCUUGGUGGGUGUACUUGGUUCAAGAAAGUGAAGAGAAAGAAGAAGAAGGGGGUACAAGUCUACAAGAGGCUUUGGAGUCCAAGAAGAAAACAAAUGGGGGUGUAUUGGAAUUGGGGUAUAGGAAAAAAAGUGGUUCCUUUUAGGUUUUGGGGUCCCAAAAACAACAAAAUUCUCUCUCAAUUGUGAAAUGUGAAGAA